AUGAAAGCUGCUGAAAGUUUGAACAAUGAUAACGAUAUUAUGGAUAAAGUUAGUCAGCAGGAUACAGAAAGCUGUCCUUCCUCGGUUAAUUCAUCCUCCAUAAAACUUCAUGUUACUGCGGAGAGGUCUAUGUUUCAGUCGGCUUUUGGCGAAAUUAUUUCAUGCCUUGGAGGUGCAGUAGGUACAGGAAAUAUCUGGCGGUUUCCUCGUGUUUUAGCAUCAAAUAGUUACUCUGGAGGUGCAUUAACCUUCUACCUUAUAUGGAUAACAAUUCUAUUUCUUUGGUCCAUACCAAUCCUCAUUGUGGAAUAUUCACUUGGUAGAUUUACAAGGAAUUCAGCCCCGUUGGCAUUUUGUAAAUUUUUUGGCGAAAAAUUCUUUUGGUUAGGAGGUUGGAUGGUUUCGGUUGUUUUCCUACUAAGUUGUUAUUAUCCAGUUGUACUUGGUUGGUGCAUAUAUUACUUCUACGUCUCAUGUUCACAUCCUUUAUUGCCAGAAACUGAAGAGGCUGGUUUAGCCAUUUUCAGUAAUUUUGCAGAGCAUUCCUAUUGGCCAGUAUUUACGCAAAUGUUAGCAGUGGCUUUAACUGGUAUUUGCCUAGCCGGUGGAGUUAAGUGGAUUGAAAAAGCUAAUAUCAUCUUGGUCCCUCUUCUAUUACUCAUUAUUCUAUUCAUGUUUGGCUGGUCGCUAACAAGGCAAUAUGCGGAAAUUGGCAUUGCGUUUCUUUUCACACCGUCAUGGAGCAGUAUCACAAGUCCCAGUUUAUGGAUUGCAGCUGCUGGUCAAAAUGCCUUUGAUACUGGUUCAGGAAUGGCUAUAAUGGCAACAUAUUCUACAUUUAUGCCAAGAGAUUCCAGAAUAGUUUCUUAUAGUUUCCUCAUACCUAUUCUUAACAAUCUUGUCAGCUUAUAUGCUUCUAUAACAAUAUUUUCAACUGUUUUCUCGACAAUUAUUCAAAGCAAUCCCACAACAACUCGUUCAGCAAUCGUAAGAAUAAUGAAAACUGCUGGUCCAGGAAGCACAGGACUUACAUUUACAUGGAUUCCUGUUUUAUUCUCGAAAUUUGGAUUAUUUGGCAGAAUUCUUUCUGCUUUAUUCUUUUUGUGUCUCGUGUUUGCUGGAAUAAGUUCUUCACUGUCUAUUACUCAAGUUGGUGUACUUUCUAUGAAGGAGAUGAAUGUUCCUCACCGUUUGGCCGUUUCUAUUGCUCUAAUUGCUUCGGCGGUGAUUGGUUUGCCUUCAGCAAUCUGGUUGGAUUUUUUCACAAAUCAGGAUAAUACUUGGGGUUAUGGACUCGUUGUAUCUGGAUUUUUAUUCUGUUUGCUGGUAAUAAUUUAUGGACCAAAUCGUUAUCGACAUGUCCUGAUUAAUGACUUCGGCAUAAAUGACUGUAAAUUAUCUGUACUGUGGGUCCCUCUUAUCGCAUUUUUGGUCCCCUUGCAGUCGAUCUCCUUGUUAGCUUGGUGGAUAUAUGAAUGCAUUACUACAGACCCAUAUUGGUUUCAUCUGACGUGGACUUCACUAAUGACAACAUUAUUAGAAUGGUUUGCUGUGCUACUUCUUUUAUGGAUUUUAAACUGGUUUCUUUGCCGAACGAAAAUUCUCAGCCAAGUGUUAAAUCAAAUAGGUGGUUGUGAUCCUUAUAACCCAGCGUCCUAUGAGGACAACAUUGACAGCGAACAGAAUUAUAUCAACUUCAAGGAAUAUGAUACUGUUUGCACAAGACUAUGA
Trichobilharzia regenti is the source of this 1731-nucleotide messenger RNA. The record is from the annotation of a GenBank genome assembly. Lineage: Eukaryota; Metazoa; Platyhelminthes; Trematoda; Strigeidida; Schistosomatidae.